This is a messenger RNA of Prinia subflava (tawny-flanked prinia), 5123 nucleotides long. RefSeq names its product DDB1 and CUL4 associated factor 1 (gene DCAF1). Lineage: Eukaryota; Metazoa; Chordata; Aves; Passeriformes; Cisticolidae. Gene Ontology annotation, molecular function: nuclear estrogen receptor binding; histone H2AT120 kinase activity. The transcript has 24 exons. Gene Ontology annotation, biological process: protein ubiquitination. Bases 141 to 4658 code for a protein of 1505 amino acids. Gene Ontology annotation, cellular component: nucleus; Cul4-RING E3 ubiquitin ligase complex. The record is from RefSeq and is a predicted model, not a curated record.
ACGCGCGCACCGUGACGCAGCGCGGUGACGCAAAAAAGUGUGCGCCCUCCACAGCGAUCGCGGCCGCCGCGGGGUGCGCGGGGCCGACAGCAGGGGCCGGGGGCGGCGGCGGCACCGCGGGGCAGCGCGCAGGCUAAGCCAUGACUUCAGGAUCUGGGCAUGUGGACUCCAAGGCUGAGCUCACCACUUUGCUUGAGCAAUGGGAGAAAGAACACGGCAGUGGGCAAGACAUGGUCCCUAUUCUCACCAGGAUGUCUGAGCUGAUUGAGAAGGAGACCGAGGAGUACCGCAAAGGGGACCCAGACCCGUUUGAUGACCGACACCCAGGUCGGGCAGACCCGGAGUGCAUGCUUGGUCACUUGCUGAGGAUACUCUUCAAGAAUGAUGAUUUCAUGAACGCGCUAGUGAAUGCUUAUGUGAUGACAAGCAGAGAACCUCCACUGAACACUGCUGCCUGCAGACUUCUGCUGGACAUCAUGCCGGGACUGGAAACAGCUGUUGUCUUUCAGGAAAAGGAGGGCAUAGUCGAAAAUCUGUUUAAGUGGGCACGAGAGGCUGAUCAGCCCCUCAGGACAUAUGCAACGGGACUGUUGGGAGGAGCUAUGGAAAACCAGGACAUUGCUGCAAAUUACAGGGAUGAGAACUCACAAUUGGUGGCUCUGGUGCUUCGUCGGCUACGAGAGCUGCAGGUGACUGAAAUGACCACCAAGCAGGAAAACAAGCGCCCCAGUCCUCGGAAAGUGCCCUCAGACCCUCUGCUGCCCCUUGACGAGGAGGCUGUGGAUAUGGAUUAUGGGGAGGUGACAGUAGAUGGAGAGCAAGAAGAGGUUUCUGGUGAUAUGGAGAUCUCCUUUCAUCUCGAUUCAAGUCAUAAGACCAGCAGCAGAGUAAACUCUGCUGCAAAGCUGGAUGAUGGGGGACUGAGGAAAGGCAAAUCAGGGAAACAGCACGAAAGAGACGGCUUCCGCAAGGCCAAGCAGAAGCUGGGCUUCUCCACCGCGGAACCAGAGCGCGUGUUUGUCGAACUGUCCAACAGCAGCUGGUCAGAAAUGUCCCUGUGGGUGAUUGGCUCUAAUUACACACUUUACCCCUUGACUCCUGCCAUAGAGCAGAGGCUGAUUCUCCAAUACCUGACUCCCCUGGGGGAGUACCAAGAGCUGCUACCCAUCUUUAUGCAACUGGGGUCAAGGGAGCUGAUGAUGUACUACAUUGAUUUGAAGCGAACCAACGAUGUGCUGCUCACUUUUGAAGCCCUUAAGCAUUUGGCAUCACUGCUGCUGCACAACAAGUUUGCUACGGAGUUUGUUGCUCAUGGAGGAGUGCAAAAGUUGCUGGAGAUUCCUCGUCCUUCCAUGGCAGCAACAGGAGUGUCCAUGUGUUUGUAUUACCUGUCAUACAAUCAAGAUGCUAUGGAGAGGGUGUGCAUGCACCCCCAUAAUGUGCUUUCAGAUGUGGUGAACUACACCUUGUGGCUGAUGGAGUGCUCCCACGCCUCGGGCUGCUGCCACGCCACCAUGUUCUUCUCCAUUUGCUUCUCCUUCCGCGCUGUCCUGGAGCUCUUUGACAGGCACGAUGGGCUGCGACGCCUGGUUAACCUGAUAAGCACUCUGGAGAUCUUAAACCUGGAGGACCAAGGAGCCCUGCUGAGUGACGAUGAGAUCUUUGCCAGCCGCCAGACGGGGAAGCACACGUGCAUGGCGCUGCGCCGCUACUUCGAGGCUCACCUUGCCAUCAAGCUGGAGCAGGUGAAGCAGUCGCUGCAGCGCACCGAGGGCGGCAUCCUGGUCCACCCACAGCCCCCCUACAAGGCCUGCUCCUAUACUCACGAACAGAUUGUGGAGAUGAUGGAGUUCCUGAUUGAGUAUGGACCAGCACAGCUCUACUGGGAGCCAGCAGAGGUUUUUCUCAAGCUGUCUUGUGUCCAGCUCAUGCUUCAGCUCAUUUCCAUUGCCUGCAACUGGAAGACGUACUAUGCAAGGAAUGACACAGUACGAUAUGCUUUGGAUGUACUGGCCAUCCUGACUGUAGUUCCUAAAAUCCAGUUGCAACUGGCAGAACCUGUGGAUGUGUUAGAUGAAGCUGGAUCUACUGUUUCCACUGUGGGUAUUAGUAUCAUCCUUGGAGUUGCUGAGGGUGAGUUUUUCAUCCAUGAUGCUGAGAUUCAGAAAUCAGCCCUUCAGAUCAUCAUUAAUUGCGUGUGUGGCCCAGAUAACCGGAUCUCCAGCAUCGGGAAAUUCAUCUCUGGGACUCCUCGUAGAAAGCUUCCUCAGGCCCCCAAGAGCAGCGAGCACACGUUAGCCAAGAUGUGGAACGUGGUGCAGUCCAACAACGGCAUCAAGGUGCUGCUGUCGUUGCUGUCUGUGAAGAUGCCCAUCACCGACGCAGACCAGAUCCGGGCGCUGGCCUGCAAGGCCCUGGUGGGGCUGUCGCGCAGCAGCACCGUGCGGCAGAUCAUCAGCAAGCUGCCCCUGUUCAGCAGCUGCCAGAUCCAGCAGCUGAUGAAGGAGCCGGUGCUGCAGGACAAGCGCAGCGAGCACGUCAAGUUCUGCAAGUACGCCGCCGAGCUCAUCGAGCGCGUCUCGGGGAAGCCGCUGCUCAUCGGCACCGACGUCUCUCUGGCGCGGCUGCAGAAGGCCGACGUGGUGGCCCAGUCGAGGAUCACCUUUCCUGAGAAGGAGCUGCUGCUGCUGAUUCGGAACCAUCUCAUCUCUAAGGGCCUCGGGGAAACGGCGUCUGUCCUUACGAAGGAGGCUGACCUGCCCAUGACUGCGGCAUCUCACUCUUCUGCCUUCACCCCUGUCGCGGCUGCUGCCUCUCCAGUGACUCUGCCUCGCACUCCUCGCAUAGCUAACGGCAUCUCGGCCCGUUUGGGUAGCCACACUGCUGUAGGUUCCACUGCCACCUCUGUCCACGCUCAGGCAAGGCCGUCUGCGUCCCAAGGUCCACCUGCCCUUCCAGGCCCUUCUUACGCCAGCAACUCUCCUCUGAUUGGCAGGAUUAGCUUUGUCAGGGAGAGGCCGUCUCCCUGCAACGGCAGGAAAAUCAGAGUGUUGCGACAAAAAUCGGACCAUGGCGCCUACAGCCAGAGCCCAGCUAUCAAAAAGCAGCUGGACAGACACCUUCCUUCCCCGCCCACGCUGGACAGUAUAAUCACAGAGUACCUUAGGGAGCAGCACGCCCGCUGCAAGAACCCUGUUGCCACCUGUCCCCCUUUCUCUCUCUUUACUCCCCACCAGUGUCCUGAGCCAAAACAGAGGCGCCAGGCGCCCACUAACUUUACCUCACGGCUGACCCGCAGGGCGGCCUUUCCGAAGUACGGAGGGGUGGAUGGUGGCUGCUUUGAUAGACACCUUAUAUUUAGCAGGUUCCGUCCAAUUUCUGUGUUCAGGGAAGCAAAUGAGGAUGAGAGUGGCUUUACCUGUUGCGCAUUUUCUGCAAGAGAACGAUUCUUAAUGCUGGGUACUUGCACGGGGCAGCUGAAACUCUACAACGUGUUCAGUGGACAGGAGGAGGCCAGUUACAACUGCCAUAACUCUGCCAUCACGCACCUUGAGCCAUCCAGGGAUGGAUCUUUAUUGCUGACAUCUGCUACGUGGAGCCAGCCUCUGUCUGCAUUGUGGGGAAUGAAGUCUGUCUUUGAUAUGAAGCAUUCCUUCCCUGAUGACCACUAUGUGGAGUUCAGCAAGCACUCUCAGGACAGGGUCAUUGGCACAAAGGGAGACAUUGCACAUAUCUAUGAUAUUCAGACUGGCAACAAGCUAUUGACUCUGUUUAACCCAGAUCUUGCCAACAACUACAAGAAGAACUGUGCCACCUUUAACCCCACUGACGACCUUGUCCUAAAUGAUGGUGUCCUCUGGGAUGUCAGAUCAGCACAAGCCAUCCACAAGUUUGACAAAUUCAACAUGACUAUCAGUGGUGUUUUCCAUCCCAAUGGGCUGGAGGUCAUAGUCAACACUGAAAUUUGGGACCUCCGAACUUUCCAUUUGUUACACACAGUACCUGCACUGGAUCAGUGUCGUGUGGUCUUCAACUAUACUGGCACGGUGAUGUAUGGAGCUAUGUUGCAGGCAGAUGAUGAGGAUGACCUUCUGGAGGAGAGAAUGAGAAGUCCCUUUGGCUCUUCUUUCAGGACAUUUAAUGCAACUGAUUAUAAACCUAUAGCUACCAUAGAUGUAAAGCGGAAUAUCUUUGACUUGUGCACAGACAGCAAGGACUGCUAUCUGGCUGUCAUUGAGAACCAGGGCAGCAUGGAUGCCAUGAACAUGGACACGGUGUGCCGGCUCUAUGAGGUGGGCCGGCAGCGGCUGGCAGAAGAUGAGGAGGAUGAAGAAGAAGAUCAGGAGGAAGAGGAGCAAGAGGAAGAAGAUGAUGAUGAAGAUGAUGAUGACACAGAUGACCUUGAUGAACUAGAUACAGACCAGCUGCUGGAGGCUGAGCUGGAGGAGGAUGAGAACAAUGAGAAUGCUGGUGAGGAUGGAGAAAAUGACUUUUCUCCCUCCGAUGAUGAGGAGAUUGCCAACCUCCUGGAAGAGGGAGAUGAGGGUGAAGAUGAAGAUUCUGAUGCUGAUGAGGAAGUUGAGCUGAUUCUUGGAGAUACCGACAGCUCCGACAACUCCGACCUGGAGGACGACAUCAUCCUGUCCCUGAACGAGUGAGGAGCGGCUGCAGGGCGGGGAGUGGGCAGGAGGAGACCAGAGACCAAAUUGGAAACCGACUCCGAGCACCCCAGCCCUUCUUUUCCUGGGAAAACCUGAGGAUCUCCUGCCGAUCCGCUGUGUUGGUUUGAGUCACUUUGAGGCUCUGGCCUAAGUCUCAAUAAAGAGACCUGGGUUUAGGCCUCAUUUCUCUCUGCCUUUUUUUUUUUUUUUUUUUUUUAUUUUUCAUUUUAGGCUGAGAUGACUCUUCAAGGAAACUUCUGAAGAUAUUUCACAAUAUAUUUUCUUUGUAUAAAGUUCUUUCCUAAAGAACAGAAAUAGUUUUAUAAAAAAAAAAAGAAAAAAGAAAAAAAAAGGCAAGUGUUCUAGUAAAGAGGGAAGACCUUUGUAUUCCUGUAGUACCUUGUUACCAUGGGGUAGGUUUGGGGAGAAAAAUUGUUUAAAAAUAAAAGAAAUUAAAAUUUA